AUGCCCCCGCUCCUCACCUCCACGGAUCCGCUGCCGGACCCCUCUCCGCCCGCCGCCUCCCGCACGCACGACCGCCACCGCCCGCCCAUCGUCGUAGUCGACGUCGUCCAUGCCUCCGGCGCCCCCGGCGACCAUUCUCCCCCCGACGCCGCGCGAGCCCGCGCCGCCGGGGAUUCCCCUGCGUCCGCGUCUACCGCGGACGCCUCGGUCCACGCCUCAUCGGACUUCCCGUCCUCGCGCAUCGCGCACGCGAGCCCGUCGCAGGGCGCGUCUACGUCGUCGGCGAGCGCCGCGUCGUCGUCGAGCCGCAUCUCCAUUACCAUCUCCGGCUCAUCGGGCUCUGCCGGCUAUUCCACAGAGUUGUUUGACCGCUACGUCCGCAUCGUCAACGCCUGGUAUCUGGUCUGGUUCAUCCUGGGCUCGUUUUGGGUCUCCGACGGCGGCACGUGUUCGACGACCGCCCCGCACCUAUAUCGUUUGAUUGUCGCCUUGACCAUCAUCUACUACGCCCUUCUCUUCCUCCCUUUGGCUUGCUUUUGUCUCAUCGUUUGCUGCCUCCCGCUCUUCAUCCUCGUCUACCGGAUCAUGCUGCCGUACGCAGAACGCGACCGUCGCCGCCCGCGCGCUGCUGACCCAGCACAAGUGCAGAACCUCAAUUCCAUCGAGUACUCGCCGGCUACGUUUGCGAACCUUGCCGGGAAUGACAGCCUCGAGGAUGCUAGCUGCGUUAUUUGUCUGUGUGAGUAUGAAGAGGGGGAGACUGUCAGAUUUCUGCCAUGCAAACAUCACUUUCAUCAAGAUUGCGUGGACGUGUGGCUCAGACUGGAUAAGGCUUGCUGCCUGUGCAAGCAAGAUAUUGAUGCACAAACUCAGCCCCUCACACCCCCCGUUUAAAGUUAACUCGCUAGGAAGACUACAAAGCGAGUGAGGGAUUUAUCCCUUUCAAAGUUAAGAGUUCUUCCACCCUGGAACUUGCUACACUCGAGGAGAGACCGCUGUGUAUCAUUUAUUUGGCGGGUUAUUCGGCGUUAGAGACAUGGCAAGUGCCCCAGAUACUCUCUUGAGAAGAUGCUGCCCAUCUUAGAAGAGAAAGAACUAGGAUUAUAGUGGCUAUUGACCUGAAGAUGCAAUGUGCGUUCAAAUGCGAAAAAGCGCGAGGAUGGAUACCCGGCUUAUGUACAAGUGUUUUACCUAAUGACCUUGAAAAAUCGUGUAAACAAAAGAUGUAGGAAAGAGAGCACAGUCGGUGAUGGCCUUCUAA
This is a messenger RNA of Chondrus crispus (carragheen), 1261 nucleotides long. RefSeq lists its product as hypothetical. Bases 1 to 894 code for a protein of 297 amino acids. The transcript has 2 exons. NCBI's taxonomy places the organism in Eukaryota, Rhodophyta, Florideophyceae, Gigartinales, Gigartinaceae. The record is from RefSeq and is a predicted model, not a curated record.